Trichomycterus rosablanca is the source of this 2213-nucleotide messenger RNA. RefSeq names its product X-linked inhibitor of apoptosis (gene xiap). Gene Ontology annotation, biological process: negative regulation of apoptotic process; positive regulation of protein ubiquitination; regulation of cell cycle. The record is from RefSeq and is a predicted model, not a curated record. The transcript is spliced from 7 exons. The coding region runs from base 149 to 1522 and encodes 457 amino acids. Gene Ontology annotation, cellular component: cytoplasm; nucleus. Gene Ontology annotation, molecular function: ubiquitin protein ligase activity; cysteine-type endopeptidase inhibitor activity involved in apoptotic process. Lineage: Eukaryota; Metazoa; Chordata; Actinopteri; Siluriformes; Trichomycteridae.
GCCUCCCCCCUCACUGCUAUGCUGCGGGUGUGUUCGGCCUUCAGCACUUCAGCCGCCUGAUCACUGAUUAAACCGCCCGAGUCUCCGUCUCAUCGCCCGAUAUACCGAGGAACCGACUUUACCGACCCGUCUACACCCGGCUGUAACGAUGGCCGACUUCAGUGCGGUUGGUAGGAUUGAAUCAGACGACAGUAGCCCGGACUGGUCGACAGUGAGCGGGCGGAUGAACUCGUUUCAGGACUUUCCUCCCUCUCUGAAGAUCCCGGCGGAGAAACUGGCCCGAGCUGGACUCUACUUCACCGGGGAGUCGGACCGCGUUCGCUGCUUCAGCUGUCUCAGCACCAUCGAGAACUGGAACCAGGGCGACAAUCCGCUGGACCGGCACCAGGCCGUGUCUCCCGCCUGCAUGUUCCUCAGCUGCGCUCACGGCAGGAACCGCCCCGGCCACGCCCCGGGCCCCUCUCGGACCCCCGGCAGGGACGAGGACAUGGAGUUCCGGCUGCGCACCGGGGAGGUGGUGGACGAGACCCUGUACCCCAAGAUUCCUCACAUGAGGAGUGAAGACGAACGCUUCGCCACCUUCGCCGGCUGGCCGUCCUGGUCCCCGGUGCGCCCGGCCGCGCUGGCGCAGGCGGGCAUGUUCUACGUCCCCGAGAGCAGCCGGCAGCCGGACCGGGUGCAGUGCUUCUGCUGCGGGGGCAUGCUGUCGGGCUGGGAGGAGGGCGACGACCCCUGGGGGGAACACGCCCGCCACUAUUCCAACUGCUUCUUCAUUCUGGGUCACGACGUGGGGAACGUGGCCUCGAUGGAGCCCAGACAGGGCGGCAGCCACAUCAGCGGGUCCAGGGAGACGUACGAGGGACGACUGGAGAGUUUCCAGGGCAGAGAGCAUCCCAUCAGCCCCGAGCGCCUGGCACGGGCCGGCUUCUACAGCGCAGGUGAUGGUGAUCGUGUUCUUUGCUUUAAAUGUGGUGGAGGACUGAAGGACUGGCAGCCAGAUGAAGAUCCCUGGAAAGAACAUGCCAAACACUACCCCGGAUGCAGCUUCCUGCAGGCAGAGAAAGGUCAGGCGUUUAUCAACAGUGUCCAGCUGGGCGGCGGCUCCUCGUCCAACGGAUUCUCCAGACAUGAGAGGACGACGGACGUGAUGCAGUCGGCGAUCGGACAGGAAGCUGUAAAACUGGGAUUCGACCCCGCCGUGGUGGAGCGGAUGAUUUUAGAGAAGAUCCGUCAGAGCGGAGCCGGUUACUCCACGGUGACGGAUCUGAUCCACGACAUCGACGCUGCUGCCACCUUCGGUAACCGCGCUGACGAGGAGCGAGAAGCUCAGAACGACGACCCCAUUAAAAAGCUGGAGAUGCUGCAGAGGGAGAAGUGCUGUAAAGUCUGUAUGGACCGCGACAUUUCCGUCGUCUUCCUCCCCUGUGGACACUUGAUAACAUGUGAGAAAUGUUCCGCUCAGCUCAGCAAGUGUCCCAUGUGCAACACCACCAUUACCCAGAAAAUCAAAACCUACUCCUAAUCUCAGAGAAUCUCAUCAAAUAUUAUCAAAUAUAAUAAAAUCUCACAUACUAGAAAGAACUGCUGCUUUUCCCUAAUCACAUAAUAAUAUACACAUUCCUUAGAAAUAUAAUAGAAAUAUAAUAUAUAUUAUAUAACAUGUACAUAAAGAUGAUUCUGUAUCAUAUAGAAACAUAUAUAUAUAUAUAUAUAUAAUAAUAAUAUAUAUUUUUGUUGUAUUUUUGCUCUGAUUUUUGCUACGUUCGCUGAGACGCCUGUACUAAAGGGAACAUUUAUUCUCCAUGUAAAUACGACCUCGUUUUCUGGCUGCUCUUUAAACCUCGUGCUGCAGUAAGUGGAUUGGCGGGUGAUUUUUUUGUCCUUUAUGUUCGUUUGUUGUUGUUUUGAGUGGAAGUUUGAUGUGAGAUUUGACUCAUUUGACCUGAACAAACUGGUUCCAUUCUGUAACAUUACAGUUCAGUUCAAAUUCUGAAUCUGACUCCUGAAUCAAUGUCGACUCUGAUUCACUGACUCACUGAUUCAGUGCUUGUCUAUAACUCACAUCAUGUAGAUUUUUCUUAUUUUCUUAAAUUAUUUUCACUUGAUUUUAGUUUGUUCGUGAUUUAGAUUUUAAUGCUGCUUUUGUUCUAAAAUCUAUUUUGAAAAGCUUUUGAAUAUGAAGAUAAAAUAAAGUAGAAAUAAUUUACAGCGUU